CAUACAAACUCUCUAGACCAAAUUGGGAGUUCCGCAUCCAUGUUAACGGCAAAAGAAGAUUGUUUCCUGAUAUUACGUGCUAGACUAUCCGCUUUUAAAUUCUACGUUCGUGGUACAUGAAUGAUCUCUAACCCGAGGAAAGCUUUCUUUCAAUUUAUUCAUAAAUUAUAGUUCGAACGUUAUUGAUCUUCUUAUUAAGUUUCAUCUUCUUUUCUCUACGAGAAGUUUUAAAAGCAAAAUAACAUUUUAUGUAUUAUUAUUCAUCCAAAAGUUGUUAAUAUUAAAAAUGAUCAUAAAAUAUGAGGUAUCGUUGUGUAGAUAUUCUAAUAACGACCGUGGUGUUAUAAAUUAAUUUGAUCUAACUAAUAAAUUUUUUGUAUAUAAUAAUGGUUUAUAACAUAUAUUUAUUUGUUUUAUGUGAUUUGCAUGUUUUCCAAAAAAUUAAACCGAAUUGUUGUUAAUAUCAUUACGAAAUUCAGUUAUACUAGUUUACUUUUAUAUUUAGUAUUAGCAGUUGUACAUAAUUGUAUGCUGUAACUUAAUUUAAAUUAAUGUUUUGGGAUUUUUAGAUUAAGUGACUCAGUUUUUCCUCCUAGCUAGUCAAAGUUGUGAUUGUGCAGAUUCUUGGAACAACAUAUUCUUAAUGGAUUGUCUUCAUCAUGGAUUGAUGCGAUAUACUGUAACGAUUUCUUUCUAUAUUAUUUUGAUUUGUUUCUGUAUACAUUUUAUUUCAAGAGAGAGUGAAAAUAUCUUUACAUAUGUGAAAAACAUUAAAAGGAUUUCUUCUUCUUGUGUUUAGAAAACAAGUAAUUAUAAAUAAAAAAUUGAAUUCAAAUAUUAUUGUGGAAUAUUUCGUCAAUGUCUCAGCUUCUCCUCCAACGACUCUCCAAAUUCUCUCCCCGUAACAGUUCACUCAUUUAUGAGAAGGCUAGGAGGGUGUUGUCAUCGUCAGCAGCCACCAACCCGUAUGUAUCACUGGAGAUAAGUGCUGAUUUGAAUGAGGGUGGAGGAACAAUCAUUGGAAGUGUCCUCCUGUUCGACGCAGCUAAGCAAGAUGUGCUCACGGUGGAGAAAACAAUACCAGAAGAGAUGAUCGUUGAGGGGAAAGGAGUCGGAGCUUCCCACGGAUGGUUAUUUAUGGAAGACCAACGCGAUCGUUCCCUAAGUGUCACUGACGUUUUAAACCCUUUAGCUUCCAAGAGAGAAACGACAGUGAUUCCUCUGCCUCCGCUUGCUUCUUUGCAACUUUGCCAAUCUAAGGUUGGCUGGAAUGUGGCAAUGUCCUCUUCUCCUCCUGAUGAAGACGAUGAGGAUGAUUGGGUGGUUGCUAUCAAGUUCUUAGGUGGACAGCUUAGUCUCUGUAGGCCCCGUCGUGACCUCCGUUGGACUAAUAUCCAAACCCCUUUAUUAGGCUACUUAGAUAACUCAAAUCUCAUGUAUUCCAAGAGAGACCAAUGCUUCUACUUGCCUUCUCCUGGAGGUCACCACUUGUUCUCCUAUGAUAUAAAAGACAAGGAUCAUCCCAAUCCCAAGUUCCAUGUGUUGCAGUUUCGUGAUCUGCCCGAGUUGCCUCAAUCCGAAUGGGAGAUUUUGGUGAGUUCGUGUUACAGGACAGAAUAUCUGGUGGAGUCAGCCUCCACUGGUGAACAUUUCCUCGUCAAACGGUAUUUAUACCUUUUUUUAACUCUGCUAGCUACUUUUGUUAUCAACUUUGUGACUGAAACAUCAUUCCUCAGGUACAUCCAGACGUAUCUCAAGAACGGGCAGGACUACAAAACGAAGCAGUUCAUGGUAUUUAGAGAGGAGGAGACGUUGGAAGGAGGAAGAUACAUGUGUUACACUGACAACAUUGGCGAUGUGUGCAUCUUUCUUUCAAGUAGUGAGGCUUUCUGCGUCCAAGCGAGCUCUUUCCCUGGUCUCAAGCCUAACUCCAUCUACUAUAUAGGCCAAGGAUUUGGUAUUUACAAUAUUACCAACGGAAACUCCACUCCUUUUCAAGGUGCACCAGCCAAGCUCUCCGCCUCUUUCUGGCUUCCCCCAUUUUCUAUCUAGUGGCUUGGUAUAUCCUGUUUUCAUUUGUAGGGGAUGAUUAUCAUAAAUCUCUUGCUGUUGCUGGAACCUGAAAAGUCCUACUAUUUAAAUACUUUUUUUUAUAAUGUGAGAUAAUAAGCAACUGGUUUCAUCAUGCAAUUUUAGCAAAAAAGGUCCUUACUUUUAGGUUUACUAUACCUUUUCCGUUUACCCGACAGGCUUCUGGCUAUUUUGAGUAAAAUCUCAACUUUAUUUCUAAAAUAUUCAAAUUCCUUUCUCUUUACGGCUGUAUCUAUUGGAUAAAACCAACCUCGGCUUCUUUAUCCCCGGGUUCUUCCCCCAUCCUGGGUCGGAGGGACCAUCAGAAGACCGCCGGAGCCAGCAAAACACACCUUCUCUGGCCUCCUCAUCUAUGAUGUUUAGCUUGGAGUCAAGGCGGGUAUUUUCUCUGGAAGAAAGGGUUUUCACUGCUCCUGAGUGAAGCUCUCUUACAACCUACCGCCUUCAAAAGUUGAAAAGACUAGUAAACAAGGAAUCAUGUACUAUUUGUUGCUUCAGUUGCAUGGCUUUCUUGCUCGAACGACAAGAAAGAGCUUUGGACUUAGAACAGGGUAUCCUGCGGAGACUGUUGCUUGCUGCUGGCUGACUCUUUAUUUAAUGUCAAGUGUAUGACUCUCACAUCUUCAAACCUGUAGGAAUCUACAAAGAUUGGUCUGCUAUCUUUCUCUCUAAGAAAAAACUAAAUCUACCGUCAAAUAUGGGAAUAAGAUUAUCCCGAGAAGCAAAAGGAAAAGAUGGGUUCUUUGGAGCCUUUCCAGCCACCUCGAACGGGUCGUGUCAAAGAUUUAGCCCCAUUGACGACAACCGCGCUAACAAACUCUCACUCACGCUCAUCGAAAGGGUCACAAACCGGACUGCCCAAAAGGUCUAGUCCCUUAUUUCCUUUUUCGCUAAGCUAUGGAAGGUCAAUAGGCGACCAGUUGGGUCGGACCUAGGAAAUGGAAUGUUCAUGUUCCAGUUCGAAUGUGAGUCCGAUGAUCUAAACGCU
This is a messenger RNA of Brassica napus (rape), 3079 nucleotides long. RefSeq lists its product as uncharacterized. NCBI's taxonomy places the organism in Eukaryota, Viridiplantae, Streptophyta, Magnoliopsida, Brassicales, Brassicaceae. The transcript has 2 exons. The coding region runs from base 859 to 2052 and encodes 397 amino acids. The record is from RefSeq and is a predicted model, not a curated record.